This is a messenger RNA of Labrus bergylta (ballan wrasse), 3891 nucleotides long. It is a transcript of the gene akt2, whose product is annotated as v-akt murine thymoma viral oncogene homolog 2. NCBI's taxonomy places the organism in Eukaryota, Metazoa, Chordata, Actinopteri, Labriformes, Labridae. Gene Ontology annotation, biological process: protein phosphorylation. The record is from RefSeq and is a predicted model, not a curated record. Gene Ontology annotation, cellular component: cytoplasm; nucleus. Gene Ontology annotation, molecular function: ATP binding; protein serine/threonine kinase activity.
UCUGAGAGGCUGCUGUAGUGUCUGUCUGGAGAAGAGGGCUACCACGCUAAGCAGGCGACUGACCGCAUUAAAUAUACAAAGAGACUGUUUUCUCUGCCCAGGAUUUGGAAUUUAUCUGUGAUAUAAAACACUACUAUCUGAUAAGUUUGAAUUAAGUUGACCAUUGUCCCUCUGACUCGCAUAUUGUCUCAGUGAACCUCUGCUACAGACCAACACGCCGCUGCCGUCUCCUGUUGUUGUGAGAGAAGAAAACAAGCUGUGUGCUCACUGACAGAGAUCAGUACACACAAGCUCCGAGAGAUAUCUAGUGGAAGCCUUUUCUUUGGGAUCUAUAGGCCUCUUUAAGAACCGACAGCUGUUUGUUUUAGGUAUUACACUUUAAAGGUUUUAUUUGAGCCCCUGUAAGGCACUUGCUCAAUAGAAACACUGUGCACAAUUUCAACAAGCUUGUCUGCAGCCCAUUCCAAACCCAGAGAGUGUUCUGCCCCAGUAUGAAUGAAGUCAGUGUUGUGAGAGAGGGAUGGCUUCAAAAGAGAGGUGAAUACAUUAAAACAUGGCGGCCUCGUUACUUCAUCUUAAAGAGUGAUGGCUCUUUCAUUGGCUACAAAGAAAAGCCUGAAGUGUCCAGUGACGUCAACCUCCCACCAUUAAACAACUUCUCAGUUGCUGAAUGCCAGCUGAUGAAGACAGAGCGACCCAGGCCCAACACAUUUGUCAUUCGUUGCCUGCAAUGGACUUCUGUUAUUGAGCGCACCUUCCACGUAGACAGUAAUGAGGAAAGGGAGGAAUGGAUGCGAUCGAUCCAGGCGGUGGCAAACGGCCUAAAGAGUCAGCAUCAGAACGAGGAGCCAAUGGAGAUUAAAUUUGGCUCACCAAGUGACAGCAGUGGGGCAGAGGAGAUGGAGAUUGCUGUGUCCAAAUCCCGCUCAAAAGUGACGAUGAGUGAUUUUGACUACCUGAAGCUGCUGGGCAAAGGGACAUUCGGUAAGGUGAUCUUAGUGAAGGAGAAGGCAACAGGGAUGUACUAUGCCAUGAAAAUCCUCCGCAAAGAAGUCAUCAUUGCCAAAGAUGAGGUGGCACACACGGUGACAGAAAGCAGAGUUCUCCAAAAUACGCGGCAUCCCUUUUUAACAACGCUUAAAUAUGCAUUUCAAACGCAUGAUCGACUAUGCUUUGUAAUGGAGUAUGCAAAUGGAGGAGAGCUCUUCUUUCACUUAUCAAGGGACAGAGUGUUCACAGAAGACAGAGCGAGAUUCUACGGUGCAGAAAUAGUGUCAGCACUGGAGUACCUACACUCACGCAAUGUGGUUUACAGGGAUUUAAAGCUGGAGAACCUUAUGUUAGACAAAGAUGGCCAUAUAAAGAUAACAGACUUUGGGCUGUGUAAAGAGGGCAUCACAGACGGUGCCACCAUGAAAACCUUUUGUGGGACCCCGGAGUACCUGGCACCAGAGGUGCUGGAGGACAACGACUACGGACGGGCGGUGGACUGGUGGGGACUGGGCGUGGUCAUGUAUGAGAUGAUGUGUGGUAGAUUGCCCUUCUACAAUCAAGACCACGAGCGUCUCUUUGAGCUAAUCCUCAUGGAGGAGAUUCGCUUCCCCAAGAACCUGGCUCCUGAAGCCAAGGCCCUACUAGCUGGUCUUCUCAAAAAGGAUCCAAAACAAAGGCUCGGUGGUGGACCGGAUGAUGCCAAAGAUGUGAUGAGUCACAAGUUCUUCACCGCCAUUAACUGGCAAGAUGUACUUGAAAAGAAGCUUAUUCCACCAUUCAAGCCCCAGGUAACAUCAGAGACAGACACGCGUUACUUUGAUGACGAGUUCACAGCACAAACCAUAACGAUAACUCCCCCUGACAAGUAUGACAGUUUAGAUGCAGAGGAUUCAGAUCCGCGCAAGCACUUCCCUCAGUUCUCCUACUCUGCAAGCAUCCGGGAGUGAUCAAUCAAACUAUUGAACAAGCAGGCAGGCUUACACACUAUCACAAUCCCACAUACACGAUUGCACUGCUGAGGAUUUUUGAACAACACCUACAGAAACUGGCACAAGACACAUUUUCAUUCAAUCUUUAACGCACAUAAACUCACAGAAACACACACACACACACACACACACAUUUACUGGCAAAUCAGACAGUACGGGGAUCAUUAAGUGUGAAAUAAACACACUGAGAAUGACUGACCUCAGCAGGUUUGUGUGGAUAGACUGGCAGCUUUGUCUGUGUACAUGCUCUCAGGGUUUGCUUUAGGCUUCCCUGCGGGACCUCUGCUGCACUACACUGGGUACCACAUCAAAGCCUUGACACUUUGAAAACCAGGUUAUGCCAGCAAAUACCAUCUCUCUACCAGCUUCACACACAAGUAGUCACCAGUUCAUGCAUAGACUGCAUAUACAAACACAAUGUACUUGAUAGAAUUUUACUAGUAUAAUCAAAAAUUAGGAAAAUGAAAACCUUUUGGGAAAAAUCUUUCAUCAGUUGUAAAAGUUUUAAAUGUAAAGCCAUAUUUCUGCAUUUUCAGAUUUUUCUUUUUCCCUUUAUUUUUUAACAAGUGCUCUUUCUGGAACUUGCUGUUACAAAUCAAGUGUGGGACCGUUCCUGAAGUUGAGGGGAAGAGGGGGGGAAAGGGAGGGGGUUGCCAUUUCUGUGUUUGCACUGCACGUUUGUAAGCAAAUGGGAGCGAUCGGAUGUGUGAAUGUAUGUGUGUGGGCAUAUGAUUUCAGGAGAAUGUAUGAACAACCAUUUUGAUUACCAACCAUCCAUUUAUCUGUUUUUUUUAUUUUUAUGCAUGUUUUUAAACUCUGAACAGUUGCUGGAAAAUCAAGAUGCGGACCCUACACGGCACAAUAAAUUGCCUUUUUUUUUUUUUUCAAAGGGAUCGAGCAUGUAAUUUAUGAUUACUAUUAAUAAUUACUGUGACCAGCUUGAUGCUAAAUUGACUCAGCCAGAAAUAGAAUCUUGGAUCUCAUGCAUGGCUAACUUUUGCUUUAAAAGCUUCAUAUUUGUUAGUCAUAGUGGCAGCAGUCAGUCAUGUUGUGUCCAGACAGACUCGCUGUUUGCAGGUUGGAGGUGUAUGAGUAGGUUUUCCGUAUUAAAGACAGUAAAAACAUUUAGGGUUGCUGGGGACAGUUUAGAGACUAGCGCUUGACCACAGCUGUUCCCAAACCGUCAAAUGAGACCAAUGUAGACGUACACCGCCAUUUUGCUGUCCUCCUUUCAGUAAUUCUUGCACCCUAGCUGAUGAAGUAGGCACCAAUCGUUGUUCAUUUCCUCUUUGUAAUAACAGUGUAAGUUUAAAAUAUAUUUUUUAAAGUGUUCCCAUAUUUAAAGAACGAGUUGAUUUUGUUGUGAAGUCUUUAUAAUGAGGCCAAAAAAAAUUUGACUGACUUGGUGGAAGGUUCAUGCUUAAAAUGAUUCCACAUUUUGGUUUUAGAACCUUUUGGUUUGUGUUUUUUGUUUUAUUUUAAUGUUCUGUCAAAGCACUUAAAUCAACAUUGUUCAGUAUGUUUGAGCAACUGUCUGCAGGUUUACAAUCCAACUUAACGCUGCAUUAGCUGGACAACCGACCUCAGACUUCCAGACUAACUUAUCAAAUAUCUGAUGUAUUGUUCGCUUCAGUUGGAAUUCUGCAUACUUUGAAUUAUGAUGGCACAUGACUAAAAGUCCAGGCAGCAUAUUUCAAAGUGCUCAUAUUGACGCAAUAAUUUUAUUUUCCAUAUUGCUGGAAGAGCUAUUGGUUACUCUUUGAGCCUCAUGAAAGGAACAUCAAGAUCUUUUUUUGUCAUUAGUUUGUUUUCCUUUAUUGUCCAUCUAUUUCUCAAAUUUUGGAAGACACAUUGUCUUGUUUAAGUAUACAUUAUAUAAAAUAUAUAUAUUAAACGUUUUUAAACUGUC